AUGAAUUCUCUCUGCAAUGCAACCAAACCCCUCCCUCUCAAGCACCCUCCUCUUUUCUCUCCAUACCCACCUCACAAAACUAAACUCUGUACACCCAACUGUCCAAUCAAAAACCGAUUUUCCUUAUCCUUCACACUCAAAUCCUCGCCAUCGAAUUCUAAGUCACGCCAAUGCCAAAUCAAAGCCUGCUUCUCCGAUUAUGCAGCAUCGGCUGCGACGUCCGAAAUCGACAUGGUAAGAACUAAAGAGGGUAUUUAUACAGCCAAGCCCAAGAAGGUGGUAGUUCUAUGGGACCUAGACAACAAGCCUCCACGAGGUCCACCAUACCAGGCUGCCAUGGCGCUGAAACAGGUCGCUCGACGCUUCGGCGAUGUCGUCGACAUCUCCGCCUACGCCAACCGCCACGCCUUCAUCCACCUACCCAAUUGGGUCGUCGAAGAACGCCGUGAACGACGCAAUCUCGAUAUCCUCGAACGCAAAGGCUUAUCAACGCCUUCGCAACCCUACAUAUGCUCGGUCUGUGGCCGAAAGUGUAAGACCAAUUUGGAUUUAAAGAAGCAUUUCAAGCAAUUGCAUGAGAGAGAAAGGCAGAAGAAGCUGAACCGAAUGAGAUCUUUGAAGGGUAAGAAACGGCAACGUUUCAAGGAGAGGUACGUCGAUGGAAAUGAGAAGUAUGUGGAGGCGGCGAAGACUUUGAUUACUCCGAAAGUUGGGUACGGAUUGGCUUCGGAGCUGAGGCGAGCUGGGGUUUUCGUGAAGACUGUUGAGGAUAAACCACAAGCAGCGGAUUGGGCAUUGAAAAGACAAAUGCAGCAUUCUAUGAGUAGAGGGAUUGAUUGGUUGUUUUUGGUUUCGGAUGAUUCAGAUUUUUCUGAGAUGCUAAGGAAGGCAAGGGAGUCAAAUUUGGGGACGGUGGUGGUUGGGGAUUGGGAUAGGGCGUUGGGGAGGCACGCUGAUUUGUGGGUGCCUUGGAUUGAAGUUGAGAAUGGGGAGGUUAAUGAGAAGGAUUUAGUGCCUAAGAGUAGGAGAAGAAGUGAGUUUGUGCAAGGGAAUGGUGGGUCUUGUUCAGUUACUCACUAUGAUGGGGGAACUAGGAAUGAAGGGAAUUUAGAUAGUCUAGUGGAAGAACUUGUUGGGAUUAGGACUGAUUUUCGUGAGUUGAGGAUUUCAGCAUUUUCCGAGGAUGAAGAGGAUUGGCCAAGGGAGCAAAUGAGUCCAGAGGGCCAAUUUGUAGAUGAUGAUGAUGAUGAAGAAGAUCUCUUUUUAGAUAGUGAGGAUGAGGAAACAGAAGAAGAUGAAGUGUAUUUUUGA
Molecule: messenger RNA, 1311 nt
Organism: Ilex paraguariensis (yerba mate)
Lineage: Eukaryota; Viridiplantae; Streptophyta; Magnoliopsida; Aquifoliales; Aquifoliaceae
Source: the annotation of a GenBank genome assembly